Messenger RNA from Propithecus coquereli (Coquerel's sifaka), 2205 nucleotides. It is a transcript of the gene ZNF234, whose product is annotated as zinc finger protein 234. The coding region runs from base 102 to 2204 and encodes 700 amino acids. Gene Ontology annotation, molecular function: DNA-binding transcription repressor activity, RNA polymerase II-specific. The transcript is spliced from 5 exons. The record is from RefSeq and is a predicted model, not a curated record. Gene Ontology annotation, biological process: negative regulation of transcription by RNA polymerase II. NCBI's taxonomy places the organism in Eukaryota, Metazoa, Chordata, Mammalia, Primates, Indriidae.
CUUGGCCACUGACAGCAAAGCUCCGCCAUUCCAGUCACAAUUCUGCCUUCACAGGAACUGCAGAAACCGGACUCUGCAAACUUCUAGAAGUAGGAGGAAAAAUGACCACGUUAAAGGAGGAACUAAGCUUCAAGGACGUAGCUGUGGUCUUCACCGAGGAGGAGCUGGGGCUGCUGGACCCUGUCCAGAGGAGGCUGUACCGAGAUGUGAUGCUGGAGAACUUCAGGAACCUGCUCUCAGUAGGGCAUCACCCCUUCAAGCAUGAUGUAUUCUACUUAGAAAAGGAAAAAAGGCUUGAUACGGUGGAGGCAGCAACCCAAAGAAAAGAGAAAUCAGCAGACAAGAUCCAAAGUGAGAUGGAGACUAUUCCAGAAGCAGGACCACAUGAAGAGCUUUCCUGCAGGCAAAUCUGGCAACAAAUUGCAAGUGAUUUAGCCAGGUGUCAAAACUUCAUGAUAAAUAGUUCUCAGUUUCCCACCCAAGGUGAUUUGUCCUACCAGGUUGAGGCAGAACUAUCUAUAACUCAAACAGGACAGAAACUUCACCAGUGUAAUGAAUGUAAAAAAUCCUUCAGUGAUGUCUCCAGCUUUGAUCUUCAUCAACAGUUACAUGCAAGAGAGAAGUCUCAUACAUGUGAUGAGUGUGGAAAAAGCUUCUGUUAUAGCUCAGCUCUUCGUAUUCAUCAGAGAGUUCACAUGGGAGAGAAACGUUAUAAGUGUGAUGUGUGUGGUAAAGAAUUCAGUCAGAGCUCACAUCUGCAAACUCAUAAUAGAGUCCACACUGUAGAGAAACCAUUUAAAUGCAUGGAAUGUGGGAAAGGCUUCAGUCGUAGAUCAACACUUACUGUGCAUUACAAACUACACACAGGAGACAAACCUUAUAAUUGUGAGGGAUGUGGUAGGGCCUUCAUACAUGCUUCCCAUCUUCAGGAACAUCAGAGAAUCCAUACUGGGGAGAAACCAUUUAAAUGUGAUACAUGUGGUAAGAACUUCCGUCGUAGAUCAGCACUUAAUAAUCAUUGCAUGGUCCACACAGGAGAGAAACCAUAUAAAUGUGAGGACUGUGGGAAGCGUUUCACUUGUAGUUCAAAUCUUCGUAUCCAUCAGAGGGUCCACACAGGAGAGAAACCUUAUAAGUGUGAAGAAUGUGGGAAGUGCUUUAUUCAACCUUCACAAUUUCAGGCUCAUCGGAGAAUCCACACUGGAGAGAAACCAUAUGUAUGUAAAGUAUGUGGUAAGGGCUUUAUUUAUAGUUCAAGUUUUCAGGCCCAUCAGGGAGUCCACACUGGAGAGAAGCCAUACAAAUGUGAUGAGUGUGGGAAGAGCUUCAGGAUGAAAAUCCAUUAUCAAGUUCAUCUGGUAGUCCAUACAGGAGAGAAACCCUAUAAAUGUCAGGUAUGUGGGAAAGCCUUCCGUCAGAGUUCAUAUCUUAAAAUCCAUCUGAAAGCACACAGUGUGGAGAAACCUUACAAGUGUGAGGAGUGUGGGCAGGGCUUCAAUCAGAGUUCACGACUUCAGAUCCACCAGCUAAUCCAUACUGGUGAGAAACCAUACAAAUGUGAAGAGUGUGGAAAGGGAUUCAGUCGUAGAGCAGAUCUUAAAAUUCAUUGUAGAAUCCACACGGGAGAGAAACCAUAUAAUUGUGAAGAGUGUGGGAAGGUCUUCAGUCAAGCCUCACAUCUUCUGACCCAUCAGAGAGUCCACAGUGGAGAAAAACCAUUCAAAUGUGAAGAGUGUGGGAAGAACUUUGGUCGGAGUGCACACCUUCAAGCCCAUCAAAAAGUCCACACUGGAGAAAAGCCGUACAAAUGUGAGGAGUGUGGGAAGGGCUUCAAGUGGAGCCUGAAUCUUGAUAUGCAUCAGAGGGUGCACACAGGGGAGAAACCAUACGCAUGUGGAGAAUGUGGGAAGCAUUUCAGUCAGGCCUCAAGUCUUCAGCUUCAUCAGAGUGUCCACACUGGAGAGAAACCGUACAAAUGUGAUGUGUGUGGUAAAGUCUUCAGUCGGUCUUCACAACUUCAGUAUCAUAGGCGAGUUCACACAGGGGAGAAACCUUACAAAUGUGAGCUAUGUGGGAAGAGCUUCAGCUGGAGGUCAAAUCUUGUAAGUCAUCACAAAAUUCAUGCCGGUGAUACAUUUUAUGAAAGUGACGAAAGUGGCAAGAACAUCAGAGAAUUGUCAGAGGAAGGAAGUUCUACAAAGUGAU